This is a messenger RNA of Fusarium graminearum PH-1, 1554 nucleotides long. RefSeq lists its product as uncharacterized. The record is from RefSeq and is a predicted model, not a curated record. The transcript is spliced from 4 exons. Lineage: Eukaryota; Fungi; Ascomycota; Sordariomycetes; Hypocreales; Nectriaceae. The coding region runs from base 1 to 1554 and encodes 517 amino acids. Gene Ontology annotation, molecular function: copper ion binding; oxidoreductase activity.
AUGAACACUCGUACAAACUAUUAUCAGGACCAUCCUAAUACUGGUGUCAUAAGAAAGUACGACUUUACCGUCAAUCGGGCCAAGAUAGCUCCUGAUGGAUAUGAGUUGUCCACAAUUCUUGUCAAUGGACAGUUCCCUGCCCCCCUUAUUGAAGCCAACUGGGGCCUGUCUCUGCACUGGCAUGGAAUCCUCCAGAAAAAUAUGCCCUGGGAAGAUGGCGUUCCUGGUGUUACCCAAUGCCCCAUAGCGCCGGGACAGUCGUAUACAUACUCCUUUAUCGCAGAUCUUUACGGCACCAGUUGGUAUCACUCACACUACUCUGCUCAGUACUUGGCUGGUCUGUUCGGUCCAUUGGUCAUUUAUGGUCCGCAGGAAAGGAAAGAUUACGAUAUUGAUGUUGGACCCAUUCUGCUGAGCGACUGGUACCACAAAGAGUAUUUUGAUCUUGUGGAAGAAAUCAUGACACCUGGCGCUCCCGGCAUUGUAUUUUCUGACAGCAAUCUCAUCAAUGGAAAGAUGAAUUUUAAUUGCUCCAGUGUCCAACCCGGCGACAAGACACCCUGCAAAAACAAUGCCGGAAUCUCAAAGUUUCGCUUCAGACGCGGCAAAGUGCAUCGCCUACGCCUCAUCAACCCUAGCGCCGAAGCCAUACAGCGCUUCUCCAUCGACGGCCAUACAAUGACGGUUAUUGCAAAUGACUUUGUUCCAGUCGAGCCCUACAAUACAAAAGUCGUCACCCUUGGUAUUGGACAACGUACAGAUGUCUUGGUCAAAGGCAAUGGGAAAUUGGAGUCCUAUUGGAUGCGCAGUAACAUAUCUGCUAACUGCAGUCUGGCCCGUGCUCAUGAUGCUCUCGCAGCGAUAUACUACGAUAACGCGAAUCCCAAAAAGGAACCAAAGUCAAAACCAUGGAAUAUCCCUGAUCCUGCGACUUGCGCCAACGAUGAUCUGAGCAUGACCAGGCCUUUGAUGAAGUUACCCCUACCUCCAGCCGACAAAACCAUUGAGCUUGAUAUAGCAUCAUUCAAGAACGCGAGCAACAUCACUCUCUGGUCGCUGGGAGGCGUGGCUGCAAGAACAAACUACAACAGCCCAACCCUGCUUCUGAGCAAGCUGGGAAACCACACCUUUGACAAGGAGUGGAAUGUUAUCAAUACUGGCAAGGCAAAGAGCGUUCGAGUGGUGGUUAACAACAAGACGCCUGUAGCUCACCCCAUGCAUCUGCAUGGAUUCAAUAUGUACGUCCUACACGAAGGACUAGGCGACUGGGAUGGCACAAUCAUCAAUGAACACAAUCCACAACGGCGUGACGUCGUUCAGAUCCGGGGUAGAGGACACCUCGUUAUCCAAUUCGACGCUGGGAGUAAUCCAGGUGUCUGGCCGUUCCACUGUCACAUCGCGUGGCAUGUCUCGGCAGGACUUCUCGCACAGUUUCUCACCAAUCCGGAUCAGGUUGAAAAGCUACGUAUACCAAACGUGGUGGCAGAGACGUGCCGGCAAUGGGGACACUGGACUUUGUCCAAUAUCCCGGCACAGAUUGACAGCGGGUUGUGA